AUUAACCUCAUUCUAGUUUUACUAAUUAAUAUAACUAUUUCCCUAAUCCUGGUGACCAUUGCAUUUUGACUUCCCCAGUUAAAUAUUUACUCAGAAAAAACAAGCCCCUACGAAUGCGGAUUUGACCCCAUGGGGUCAGCACGACUUCCAUUCUCAAUAAAAUUUUUCUUAGUGGCAAUCACAUUCCUACUAUUUGAUCUAGAAAUCGCUCUUCUUCUCCCUCUUCCAUGAGCCGCACAAUUUAAUAACCUAAAUUUAGUCCUCAUCAUAGCACUUAUACUUAUCUCAAUCCUAGCCCUAGGACUGGCCUACGAGUGAAUCCAAAAAGGCCUAGAAUGAGUAGAAU
Molecule: messenger RNA, 346 nt
Organism: Lepus europaeus (European hare)
Lineage: Eukaryota; Metazoa; Chordata; Mammalia; Lagomorpha; Leporidae
Source: the annotation of a RefSeq genome assembly